GAUGAAACUAUUUUGACAGCUGAUAGGAAGAAAAAAGAAAACAAAACGUACCCAGCAUUGUGCAAAAUAGGAGUCCACAGUUUCUAGAUAAAUAAGCAAUAAAAGUGAAACAUAUAGAAUUAAAAACCAGAUGUUUCCUUUUUACAGAUAAUGUACAUAGUGAAGUACAUCCUCGUUUUCGUACAGCUAUAGUCGAUGAAGGACAUUUAAGCACUUUUGUCGUAGCAAUUCCUCGCACAAGAAGAGGAAGAGCAAACUUAAACAUCCAGUGUCGUGUAAAAAUAAUAUUCUCUAGAGAUGCAGUAAAAAGCGCCGAUUAAAAUCAUGAGCAUACCGAGAAUAAUGGUCUUUCGGCCAACCUGGGAAGAGUUCCAGGACUUCCCAGCCUAUAUUGACUACAUGGAGUCGAAAGGAGCUCACAAGGCUGGUCUGGUGAAGGUUGUACCGCCCCCGGAAUGGGUUCCCCGGAAGCAAGGAUACGAUAUAAAAGAUAUCAACGUCAAUAUUCGUACACCGAUCUCGCAGGUAGUGUCGGGUAGGCAGGGCCUUUACCAGCAGCUAAACAUUCAGAAGCGAUCGAUGACGGUGCAGGAGUUUUACGAGAAAACACAGGAAGAGCGUCAUGCCACACCGAAACACUUUGACUACGCUGAUAUUGAGAAGAAAUUUUGGAAAAACAUAACGUAUGUCGCUCCGAUAUAUGGUGCCGACGUAGCGGGCAGUUUGACCGAUACGGAUGUGAAGGUGUGGAACAUCAAUUGCCUUGGAACCAUACUGGAUUACGUCAAUGCGGACUAUAAUAUAUCGAUCGCAGGAGUAAACACAGCCUACCUGUACUUUGGCAUGUGGAAAACGACGUUUGCAUGGCACACCGAAGAUAUGGAUUUGUACUCGAUAAAUUAUCUGCACUUUGGCGCUCCAAAGACGUGGUACGCGAUUCCUCCGGAACAUGGUCGCAAGCUGGAGAAGCUGGCGGAGCGCAUGUUCCCGGCCAACUAUCAGGAGUGUAAAGCGUUCAUGCGGCACAAGAUGACGCUCAUUAGCACGCAGGUGUUGAAAGCGUACGGCAUACCGUUUAACAAGAUCACCCAGGAACCGGGUGAAAUAAUGAUCACCUUUCCGUACGGUUACCAUGCUGGGUUUAAUCACGGCUUCAACUGCGCUGAAUCGACAAAUUUUGCCACCGAACGAUGGAUUGAGUAUGGUAAACGGGCGUCCGUAUGCAACUGCCGGCCAGAUAUGGUGAAAAUUUCAAUGGAAACGUUCGUGCGCCGCUUUCAGCCGGAAGUGUACGAGCUAUGGUUGCGUGGAGAAGAGUAUGGAUAUCAUCCGGAGGAUCCAAACACCUUAUGUCUAGCACCGAAACCGAUGCUACCGAAAAACUUCAAAAGCAAAUGUACCGAUGUGUCCGUACCACAGAAGCGAGGCUGCACACCGUUGAAAAUGGAGAAAAAGAAGGUAGCGAAAAAGACGAGCGAAAAAGCAAAAGAUAGACUGAAAUCCGUCUGGAGUAAGUUGGAGGGUAGGGAGUGCGGUGUCGCAACCGAUUUGCUUAUCGAUGGGCCAGUUAAAAGUAGCGCCAAAUUGACUGAUCGCUUCCACACACGUACGAUCGAUCUGAUCAACGAUAAUGCCGUUUAGUGGUGUCGAACGGUAAGAAUGUAGGAUGCAAACGAUUACGAUGCGAGUAGUACAGUAGCAAUACUUAUCGUCGCUAUUGUGCUAGUUAGAAAGUGAACACGACGUAUCGUAAUGUUAGUUUUGUACUAAACUACAGAGCACGUCUAAAGUAAUGGUUGAAAACAGAAGCACCCGUGUAAGGAAGGCGGUUCUUCAGAAGCCGUACUUGCGCAUGCCCUUAUUGCUGUGCAAUUAAUCGAUAGUUAGGUCAAUUUUGCGUUACUAGUAUUUGUAUUUCAUGGGCCGGUCAAAUAGUUUAUUCGAGUGUGCACGGUUGGACAAAACGGCACGCCUGGUCUGAAAACGUAGGACCAGCUAUGAGUAAUACAAGACACAGGUAGCCUGACAGAUACGGCUUGUGAGGCCAAUACCGGUAACGGUUGUAAAGUCAAAUAACACGAUAAAAGUGAAGUACAUGUAGUUCUCGCGAUACAGUAUUAUAGUGAACCACGGAAAUUUCGCGGAGAUCGGAGAAGCAUUAGAGUGAAUUUCCUUCUUUGUUUUUAAUGUUGUUUAGGCCUCAGUUUAGACAAAUUUUUGUAAGAAGACAUUUGUAAAAAUACAUAACAAAUUGAUUGGAUUGAAUUAGAAAACAGUAUCAAUCAAUUUGUAAGUUAUUUGCUUAUAUUUUGUGUUGACCUGUUGUUACACGUAUCUAGAGAACUACCUGUAUUUCUAAUUUGGCUUUGAUCGACCGUCUAGAUAUACCAGAUCUCACAACGGAUAUUGACCCACUGUGUCGGAUCGUGUAGUACGACAUUUCUCGGAGAGUGGUGUGUAAUGCGUGUGUUUUGUCCCUGAUUUUAUUCACUACACCUAAACAUCCUCAGCAUCACGAUCCGUUGCUCGGGAAAUACGAUCGUUAGCUAACUACAGGCAAUACAACUAAUUCUGCAACAGUACACCAAAGGGUAAUGCUGUCUUCAUUAUGUCCUGAGAUGAGGAGUAAAGAGCGGGAUUGUUGCACUACACUAGAAAUUAUGUCCGCUCAUCGCAGAAUGCCCAGUUAAAGGCAAACCGUUCAAACAAUUCGGCCAUGAUCGGCCACCACAUCGUUGAGCUACCAAAGUGCAUGGAUGGUGGGCACCAACUCACCAGGGGCAGCCGGGUUCCGUUGAUGCGGAAAGGAAACAAUAUUUAAUGUACAUUUAAAAACGAUUUGAGUUUGAGCUUAAGUAGCAGGUAUACUCACUCGGCGCCGACCGAUCGGAUUCACACGCAUCAGCAAUGAGGUGAUGGCAAAAUGAAUCCUCGAACGCGACACGAAAAGCGCCUAGCAAUAAAUAAUAAUCUUUUAUGUUCUACCCACAAAGAA
This is a messenger RNA of Anopheles funestus (African malaria mosquito), 2995 nucleotides long. It is a transcript of the gene Kdm4A, whose product is annotated as probable lysine-specific demethylase 4B. The coding region runs from base 325 to 1641 and encodes 438 amino acids. The record is from RefSeq and is a predicted model, not a curated record. Gene Ontology annotation, molecular function: histone H3K36 demethylase activity; histone H3K9 demethylase activity. Gene Ontology annotation, biological process: chromatin remodeling. Gene Ontology annotation, cellular component: nucleus. The transcript is spliced from 3 exons. Lineage: Eukaryota; Metazoa; Arthropoda; Insecta; Diptera; Culicidae.